UCUUUGCUGAAUUGAUUUAAUUCAGCCACAUUGGAGGAGUAUCGAGCCUCCAAAACCAUCUCUGACUUGAACAAUUUAAUAAUUGAUUCACUGUCGGGCAGGUACUUUGGAAAAAAUAUCUCUUUGCAUCAAGACAUGUUUGUGUGGAGAUUCUUUUCUCCAUAAUAAUCAAAACCAUCACUUUAAAACAACUUUUAUGUUUAUUUAGGUUAUUGUUGGCCGAUGUUAACGUUUGUUGGAUAAUCCAAAAGUGUGACUGAAAACAGAGCAACUAUUUCAUCACACCAAUGAAACCCACAUUUGAUUGGCUGGUAAGUUCAGAGGAGUGAUGAUGUCAGGAAAAGCAUCCUAUAUCUAAAAAAACAAAAAAGGAGUCCGAUUCUCUUCUUAUAUUUAUCCUCCGAAACAUCACCGUCAGGAGAGGAGUCAGGACAAACCCGUGAGGAGUAAGUGAUUUGUCCAAAGCAUACACACAGUUUGUUUUCAUUUAGCUGAGCAUGAAUAACUGAACUGUUUAUUUUGUUUUGUAUCAGAACAUGGGUUUAAAUUGUGUUUUGUGCUGGGUUUACUGGGUUUAUGGACUUAGAGAAAUCUGAUCUUCUAACUAAACUGAUGACAUUUUUGUGACAUUGUCAGUUCAUUUCUGUUAAUACUUCUCAUCCCAAAAAAAAGUUUUAGGAGAAAAAAAGGGUUUUCUAACAGAGUGUAUUGAUUAAAUAUUACAAACUUGAAUUUCUGUAAAUUGAAUAAUAAACAGUGAUAAGGGUAAGUACAUGUGGAUUGAACAUUGCAUCUUCAUUGUGCAAAAUUCUCCAUCUCUUUUAUGUCCUUAUGGAUUCUCCAGAAACCGAUCCAUAUGUGAGAACAAGUCAUGCAUUUUGAUUUUGACAAGUUAGAAAGUUGACCUGAUUGAGCAAAACCAACGUGACUUUUGGGUUCAGCACAUCAAAAGAACCCUAAAACAGUUGAAAAAACCCCCAGACAUUUUUUUUGGUUGUUGAUCAGUGCGAUGUGUGUGUUUGUCCUGUAUUUGCAGAAAACUGGACUGGAGCCACAGGAAUGAACGGUACGGAAGGUCCAAGCAUGAUCCAGAUUCAUGUACCUGUCAGGGUUCUGCUGACUGUGCUCCCAUGCCUCUUUUUCUUGUACGUCAACAGCGUCAUGCUGUUCGCCCUGGUGAAAAAGCCCCUGCUUCUGGAGUCACCCCGUUACAUCCUGUUUGGGCAUUUGCUCUUCUCCGACUUCCUCCAGGUCCUACUGACCACGCUGCUCUACGUAUUCGCUUUGACCAUGGUCAGAAUCAUCACUUGCGUUUGCAUUUUCGUCAUCCAGUUCACAGCCAUCACCGUGAAGAUGUCCCCCAUCAACCUGGCUGUCAUGUCGUUGGAGAGGUUCGUUGCCAUUUGCUUCCCUCUGAGGCACGCCGCCAUUGCAACCUCCAGGGUGACGCGUGGCGCCAUCGCCGUCAUGUGGACCGUGGCCUCUUUGGACUCUUUCACGCAGCUCUGUCUGUUUUUCAGCCUCGGCAACAGAACCCUCACCGCUCAGCAGGUCUGCAGGAAAAAGACGGUAUUUCAACUGCAGGUUUACGUGAUUGUCAACCAGGUUUUCACAGUCGCAAAUUUCGUCCUGGUCACCGUUAUUAUCAUUUACACUUACAUCGCUACCAUGGUGGCCGUGAAGUGCGGCUCUUCUUGCGCUCACAGGGCCAAAGUGGCACAUCAAACCGUGAUCCUGCACGCACUCCAGCUGUGCCUGUACCUCAUCUCCACCCUGUUUAACAUGAUAAACUCCAGCGACCUGUUCAACUUGGACCCAGGUGUUGCUCUUUACGUCAAUCACCUGCUCUUUUCAGGGCUAAUCAUUUUCCCCAAGUUUUUGAGCUCGCUUUUAUACGGCCUUAAAGAUCAGACGUUCAAGCACGUCUUCAAAUACUACUUUACCUUUGGCUACAGAUCUUCGGUAGAGCCCUAUCCCACGUCUUGACCACUAAUUGGAAUAAAUUCAUGUUUUAAUUUGCGUAGUGUAUGAAAAGGUGCUUUGAAGUUUUUCUUAGAUAAGCGAGAGAAAAACCGAAUAUUUUGCUGAAGUUAAAAAGAGUUGAAUGGAAAUAAAAAACUAACAAGAAACAGGUUGAAGCUGCAUGUUUGCAUGCAUUGUAUAAUUUGUGAAUGCAAGAACAAUGAGAGAUUUCUUUAUUGUUGUUUUGUUCAAAUUCACAUCUUUUACAGAGUAUACUUAUUUUUAGCAAUUGAUGCAGUUGCCUUAAAAACGUGACGCCUCGGGUCAAACAUCUCGGUUGUCCUUCCACAAGAUUCUCGCAAGAGCUUUCUGGACGCCUGGCCCAUUUCUCCUGGCAGAACUGGGUCUGUUUCGAAAGGCUGCUUUGCUCAUACACACAUUUUCAGCUCUACCCACACAUUUUUAAUUGGACUCAGAUCAGGUCUUAAAAAACUGGCAGAUAUUAACCAGUUUUAGAGCUAAUUUGGAGAUAUGCUUGCUGUCGUUGUCCACUUGGAAAGCCCUAUUUGUGCCUAAAUUUGAACUGCAUGGCUGCUGUCCAGGGAUAUUGUUUCAAAAUUUCCACGUAAUGUUUUUUUUUGCCCAUGAUACCAUCUAUUUCUGUAAGGUAGACCAGUCUCCCUUACUGCAAAAACAAAAAUUUACAUUUUUUCUUCCAAAUGAGAGUCAUAGUAGCCAAAUACUUCAAUUUUGUGUUUCACUUUUUGACGUCUCAAAAAAACGAAGGUUUUUAUCCCUGAGAGCAUUAUACAGAGUACACAAACAUAUGGUUUCAACUAUGUCUGUCUAAAAUUUUUUUUUUUUCCCUUUAAAUCUCCUUCUGCUUUGUGCAACUUGUCAAAAAAGAAAAUGCUAUUUCCAUUUAUCUGUCAAAAAUAAACUGGUCCAAAAU
Messenger RNA from Xiphophorus hellerii (green swordtail), 2914 nucleotides. RefSeq names its product odorant receptor 131-2-like. Gene Ontology annotation, cellular component: membrane. Gene Ontology annotation, molecular function: G protein-coupled receptor activity; olfactory receptor activity; odorant binding. The transcript has a single exon. Bases 1060 to 1986 code for a protein of 308 amino acids. Gene Ontology annotation, biological process: G protein-coupled receptor signaling pathway; detection of chemical stimulus involved in sensory perception of smell. Lineage: Eukaryota; Metazoa; Chordata; Actinopteri; Cyprinodontiformes; Poeciliidae. The record is from RefSeq and is a predicted model, not a curated record.